AUGACAGCAUGUUAUGAGAUGUGCACACAGGAGGCUCUCCAGGCGCAGAGAAGCCAGCUGGUGGGGCUGCUGGCCUCGGGGUCCCUGGAGGGCUUCGAGAGCAUCCUGGACUGGCUGCUUUCCUGGGAAGUCCUCUCCUGGGAAGACUACGAGGGCCUCAGCCUCCUGGGCCAGCCCCUCUCCCAGUUGGCCAGGCGCCUCCUGGACACUGUCUGGAAGAAGGGUGCUUGGGGCUGUGAACAGCUCAUUGCAGCUGUCCGGGAGGCCCAGACCGGCUGUCAGGCUCCGGAGCUUUCCUGCCGCUGGGAUCCCCACUCACCCCACCCAGCGCAUGACCUGCAGAGUCACCGGCCCGCCAUCGUCAGGAGACUCUACAGCCACGUGGAGGGCGUGCUGGACCUGGCACAGGAGCGGGGUUUCAUCAGCCGGUAUGAAUGUGAUGAAAUCAGGCUGCCUGUUUUCACGUCAUCCCAGCGGGCAAGAAGGCUGCUGGAUCUUGCGACCGUGAAGGCGAAUGGGUUGGCCGCCUUCCUUCUACGACAUGUUCAGGAAUUGCCAGUCCCGGUGGCCCUGCCUUUCGGUGAUGCCGCGUGUGAGAAGUACAUGUCCAAGCUGAGGACCACGCUAUCUGCUCAGUCUCGUUUCCUGAGCACCUAUGAUGGGGCAGACAAUCUUUGCCUGGAGGAAGUAUACACAGAGAAUGUUCUGGAAAUCCGGACAGAGCUGGGCGUGGCCGGCCCCCCACCGAAAAGCCCCGCCACCCUGGGCCUGGAGGAACUCUUCAGCACCUGUGGCCACCUCAACGAGGACGCUGACACCGUGCUGGUGGUGGGCGAGGCGGGCAGCGGCAAGAGCACUUUGCUGCAGCGGGUGCACUUGCUGUGGGCCACGGGGCGCCACUUCCGGGAAUUCCUCUUCGUCUUCCCAUUCAGCUGCCGGCAGCUGCAGCGUGUGGCAAAGCCGCUGUCCGUGCAGACGCUGCUCUUUGAACACUGCUGUUGGCCCGACGUCGGCCGCCAGGACGUCUUCCAGUUCCUCCUUGACCACCCCAACCGCGUCCUCUUAACCUUCGACGGCUUCGACGAGUUCAGGUUCAGGUUCACGGAUCGCGGCGAGCGCCACUGCUCUCCGACCGACCCCACGUCGGUCCAGAAUCUGCUGUUCAACCUACUGCAGGGCAACCUGCUGAAGAACGCCCGCAAGGUGUUGACCAGCCGUCCGGACGCGGUGUCGGCUCUCCUCAGGAAGUACCUGCGCGUGGAACUCAACCUGAAGGGCUUCUCGGAAGAGGGCAUCGAACUGUACCUGAGGAAGUGCCACCGCCAGCCGGGGGUGGCCGACCGCCUCAUCCGCAUGCUCAGAGCGACCUCAGCCCUGCACGGCUUGUGCCACCUUCCCGUCAUCACGUGGAUGGUGUCCAAAUGCCACCAGGAACUGUUGCUGCCGGGCGGGGGGUCCCCAAGGACCACCACGGGUAUGUACCUGCUGAUCGUGCAGCAUUUUCUGCUGCGCGCCUCCCCGCCCGACGCGGCCCCCCGCAGCCCGGGGCCCGGGCUGCUUCGAGGCAGGCUCCCCGCCCUUCUGCACCUCGGCUGGCUGGCCCUCUGGGGCCUGGGCACGUGCUGCUACGUGUUCUCCUCCAGGCAGCUCCAGGCGGCACACGUCGACGGCGACGACGUCUCUCUCGGCUUCCUGGUGCGUGCCAAGAGCGUCGCGCCCGGGAGCGUCGCCCCCCUGGAAUUCCUGCACAUCGCCGUGCGAGGCCUGAAGGUCGGGCACCUCAAGCUGACCUUUUGCGGCGUGGGCCCCGCGGAAUGUGCCGCCCUGGCGUUCGUGCUGCGGCACCUGCGGCGGCCCGUGGCCCUGCAACUGGACCACAACUCUGUAGGUGACGUUGGUGUGGAGCAGCUGCUGCCUUGUCUCGACGUGUGCAAGGCUCUUUACUUGCGAGAUAACAAUAUCUCAGACCGAGGCAUCUGCAAGCUCGUCGAACAUGCUCUUCACUGUGAGCAGCUGCAGAAGUUAGCUCUCUUCAACAACAAACUGACCGAUGGCUGUGCACACUCCGUGGCGAGGCUCCUUGCGUGCAGGCAGAACUUCUUGGCUUUGAGGCUGGGCAAUAACCACAUCACUGCCUCGGGAGCCCAGGUGCUGGCUGAGGGGCUCAGAGCCAAUGCCUCCUUGCAGUUCUUGGGGUUCUGGGGCAACAAGGUGGGUGACGAAGGGGCCCAGGCCUUGGCUGAAGCCUUGGGUGAUCACCAGAGCUUGAAGUGGCUCAGCCUGGUGGGAAACAACAUCGGCAGUGUGGGGGCUCAAGCCUUAGCCUUAAUGUUGGAAAAGAACGUGACACUGGAAGAACUCUGCCUGGAGGAGAACCAUCUCCAGGAUGAAGGUGUGUGUUCUCUUGCCAAAGGACUUCAGAGGAAUUCAAGUUUGAAAGUCCUAAAGCUGUCCAACAACCACAUCACCUACCUUGGAGCUGAAGUCCUUCUGCAGGCCCUGGAAAGGAAUGAUACCAUUCUGGAAGUCUGGCUCCGAGGCAACACUUUCUCUCCGGAGGAGACCGAGAGGCUCAGCCAGAGGGACACCAGACUCUUGCUCUGAAGCCCGGAGGCCAACGUUCAUCUCAGUUUGUUUGUGAACAGGCCGUGGGUUUGGAUCCCAGAAGCUGGAUUCCGUCUGGCAGCAGUCCAUUCACCCAGAGCCGAGUCCUGCCCGGGACGAGCACAAUAGGUCACCUUUGUUCUGGCAGAAGAAGGAGCAACCGUGCCCUUUAGAGUAACUCUUCUGCAGCCUGUUUUGCGUCCCGUUCUUCCCAAGAGUCGAUCUGUGGAACGUAGAGGAGGGGCAGCUCCCUGCCGCCUCUGGCUGAUCCGACGUGGGUCAGUGGGGCCCAUGGAGGUUACUGCGUGCCUGGUGCUGUAGAGACCUGGACCCACAGGAGCGGCCCCCCUUCCCACCUGCCUCACAGUGAGGAGGGGGAUUCAGGGAGCAGCUUUCUGCCAUGUUUUAACUCAUGGGUUGUCGCCCAUCCAGAAGUUCCCCACAUCUGGUCCCUCCCCCCAUCCUGGAUCCCUGCACGUGGCACUUCCUCUGAGGGUAAAGUUUCAGAAUAUAGGUGUUCUCAGCUUUGAUAAUUUCUAGCCUCCCCACCCCCCCCAAGCCCAGGGUGGGAAGGGCUGCAAUUCACCUGCUCUCCUUCCUGAUACUUAACACAUGAUCGAAAGGGGAACAUGACAGCCGUUCGUUCCCUAAGAUGGGCUAGAUUUUCCAAAAAAUAAGACGACACUA
This is a messenger RNA of Puma concolor (puma), 3291 nucleotides long. The record is from RefSeq and is a predicted model, not a curated record. Lineage: Eukaryota; Metazoa; Chordata; Mammalia; Carnivora; Felidae.